Molecule: messenger RNA, 663 nt
Organism: Acanthoscelides obtectus
Lineage: Eukaryota; Metazoa; Arthropoda; Insecta; Coleoptera; Chrysomelidae
Source: the annotation of a GenBank genome assembly
AAAGAAUACACAAGGCUAUAGGAGAAAUGAUCGUUCUUGAUAACCAACCUUUUUCUGUUGUGGAGAAUAAAGGAUUCAACAGUUUGUUUGCUCCUUUAACGAAAGUAUAGUAUACACCCAGUCGGCCAUAUUUCAGCAAAACUGUCAUUCCUGAGAUAUACGAAAAGUGUCAAAGUAGAGUAGGUGAAAUGUUAGCAGAUGCAAGAUUUAUUUCUUUCACAACAGACAUGUAGACUUCUGAUAUGAACAAUAAGAGCUUUAUAAGUUCAACUGGACAUUGGAUUUCCAGAAAUUUUGAACAAAAACAUUAUGUGCUAAGUAUUCGUGGCAGUCAUACUGAUGGUCAAACACGUUGGAAUUCCACGUAUUAUCUAUUAGAAAGAAUUAUCGAGCAGCGAAGGGCCAUUAACUUGCUUGCCACGGAAGUUGAUGCGGUUCCCUCUUUGACACAGUCAGUGGGAUUCGUUGGAAAAGCUUUUACGGCUUUUACAACCAAUUGAGCAAACUACCAAACAUUUUAGCAGAAAAUUAUGUAUAAUAUCACAAGUGAUUCCUACAGUUUUGUCAUUAAGAAGGUUUUUAAUGGAAAUUAAGAUUUCUGGACUAGAAAAUCUACAGCAAAGUUUGCUAGAAGAUUUGACUAAACGUUUUUGUGAAAUUGAG